Molecule: messenger RNA, 2264 nt
Organism: Nymphaea colorata (pocket water lily)
Lineage: Eukaryota; Viridiplantae; Streptophyta; Magnoliopsida; Nymphaeales; Nymphaeaceae
Product: IQ domain-containing protein IQM1-like
Exons: 10
Coding region: 333-1946 (537 amino acids)
Molecular function (GO): protein binding
Source: RefSeq, a predicted model, not a curated record
GAGAACAGCACAGUUCUUUUGUUCUUUUCCCUUUAUAUGCGUAUUUGAAGGUUUGACAUGAGAAAAUGUUGCGAAGACCACGUCGGUCCGCUGGACAUCUUGAUUUUUCUAUGUUGCCGGUUUCUUUGCAUGUGUAUAAGAGAGCAGUUAAGGGUGAGCACUGGGAGGACGAUUAGUUGUGGCGAAAACUGACAGAAGAAGCUCUCUGAAGAGCUGUAGAUCUUCAUUCUGCGGUUCUGUUUUCAGUCAGAUUUUCCUCAAGUUUCAAUAAUUGUUGAUCCAACUUCAGCUUUUGUCGUCUCACUGACUAGUGAGUAGUAGAGUUCUUCCCAAUGGGUGUAUCUCGGUCUCUGGUACCAUCUGACUGGGAAAAAAUGGGGGACCUUAAGAAUGAAUUGGAUUCAACGGACUGUGAUGGAAGCAUCAUAGUGAGGUCUGUCAGUUUCAAUGGAAAGGAUGUGGAGAAAAUAUUGAGAUCAGUAAGUUUCAAGAACCUAGAGAUACCAACACGUCCAGAAAGGCCGAAGAAAUUGGUGAUCGAAACAUCACCUAGUUUCAAGAGAUGGGAACACAAGAACCUUACAGUUGAAACUGCAGUUCCUUCAUGGAUCCAAAAUGAACUGAGAGAAAAUGUUGGAUCUUUCAGUUUCAGAGUUGACAGUGAUGGUAAUUCUGUGAUGGUGCAUGCAUCGAGUGAUUCGAGCAAACAACUCUUUAGAGAACAUUCAAUACAUUCCCCAUGUGAAAGGGACGCAGCAGCAGUGAAGCUACAGAAAGUGUACAAAAGUUACAGAACACGAAGAAAUCUUGCAGAUUGUGCAGUCGUGGUUGAGGAGCUCUGGUGGAAGGCGUUAGAUUUUGCUGCUUUGAAGCGAAGCUCCGUUUCAUUUUACAAUAUUGAAAAGCAGGAAACUGCAGUCUCACGCUGGUCUCGAGCUCGAACAAGAGCUGCAAAGGUUGGUAAAGGUUUAUCGAAGGAUGAGAAGGCCCAGAAAUUGGCUUUGCAACACUGGCUUGAAGCUAUUGAUCCCCGACAUCGUUAUGGGCACAACCUUCAUUUCUAUUAUGAUAUAUGGUUUGAUAGUGAAAGCUCUCAGCCCUUCUUUUAUUGGUUGGACGUUGGAGAUGGCAAGGAAAUUAAUCUUGAGAAGUGUUCAAGAACUGUUCUUCAACGUCAAUGUAUCAAAUACCUCGGGCCGAAAGAAAGAGAAGCUUAUGAAGUGAUGGUGGAGAAUGGGAAGCUUAUCUAUAAAGAAAGCAGGAGUUUUGUUGACACAGUUAAAGAUGAUAAAGGGACUAAGUGGAUCUUUGUUCUAAGCACAUCCAGGACACUGUAUGUUGGGCAGAAGAAGAAGGGGGUCUUUCAGCAUUCAAGUUUUCUUGCUGGAGGUGCAAUUUCAUCAGCUGGAAGGCUGGUGGUUGAUUGUGGGGGUCUCAAGGCUAUUUGGCCAUAUAGUGGUCAUUACCAUCCAACUGAGGAGAACUUUAAUGAGUUUAUUAGCUUCCUUGCAGAAAACAAUGUGGACCUAACUAACGUCGAGAUGCGUGCUACUGAUGAUGAUAGUCCUCCAUUUGAAAAGGAGACCAAGAUCAAGAAGAAAGAAGUUUCAUCUUCAAGUGGCAGCUCAUUUGUCGAUCUGGUGUCAAAAGCUGCAUCUGCAAACAAAGCCAAGGAAGAAGAAGAAGGAGGGCUGCCAUUGGGCAACCGGCUAUCCUGCAAGUGGACAACUGGUGCCGGUCCUCGUAUUGGCUGUGUUAGGGACUAUCCUGCUGAACUACAAUGCAGGGCACUUGAACAAGUUCACCUGUCACCCAAGCUCGCUCCUUCACCCUUUGGCACCUCUGGUCCAAUUCCCUCACCUCGUCCUAGUCCAAGGGUGAGACUUUCUCCUAGACUCUCUGGCAUAGGCAUCCCCAGCCCUAGAGUCCCACUCUAUAGUGAUUGAUCAAUUAAAAUGCAGUUCAACGUCCUUGCGCUGCCAAACAGCAAUUUAGUUGGGCAUAUUUGGCUUCUAGUCGUCGUUUGAAAGAAUGUCAUAGAAAUUGUUUCAUAUGAGGCCUAAACAUUUUGGGCUUCAUCUUCAUCCUCUUCUUUAUCUUCCUAUAGAAUUUUGGACAUUAAUUGUUGUCCACUUAGAGUAACAUAAUUUUUUGCGAGAUAUUCGUUCAUUCUUGUAAAAACAAGGGGCAUGUAUCUAUAGUAUCCAAAGCUGCACCCAUUAUUCCUUAGCUUAAUGAUUCAUUUGUCAAGGGCAGUUCAAUCA